Molecule: messenger RNA, 3499 nt
Organism: Uloborus diversus
Lineage: Eukaryota; Metazoa; Arthropoda; Arachnida; Araneae; Uloboridae
Gene: pros
Product: homeobox protein prospero-like
Exons: 7
Coding region: 587-3499 (970 amino acids)
Biological process (GO): regulation of transcription by RNA polymerase II
Cellular component (GO): nucleus
Molecular function (GO): RNA polymerase II cis-regulatory region sequence-specific DNA binding; DNA-binding transcription factor activity, RNA polymerase II-specific
Source: RefSeq, a predicted model, not a curated record
UUCUCGAGAGGAAGUCUCUGCGCGUGUUCUGUUUUGGAAAAGUUUUUGGAACGACAGAGUCGUCUUAUGUGCUCCCGUAGUUAUAACAGUGUUGAGUUAUAACCUGAUCAAAUGGUGGCGUUUUUCGAAGGACUAUUUAACAUGAGAGAGAACUGUUGUUUUCCCUUGCACCUGCUGAGAAAACAAAACACAAAAGAACGUACAGAAUAUAGAAUUGUGGUCUUCACUCUUCCAGCAUUCUUCUAGGGUUGUCUACGUUUUGUCUCGAGUUUCAAUGUGUUGCUUGUCAAUUUAUAACUGAAGAGCACAAGAAAACAAAUACAUCACUGGCACCCCUUAAACGGAACAUCGAUCCAGUGCUACGGGAGGUGGCCAUGAACAGCUCGGGACCCUAGGUGGGAGUCCGUGAAAAAAAAAAAGAGAAAGAAAAACCAGAGUAGAGAAAGGAGGGGAAAAAAAGAGAAUUAAAAUAGAGAGCGAGCGAGAGCGUCCCCCUCCUUCUGAAACGCGAGCGGAACAAAAGCCGAAGGGGGGAGGAGAGAGCAGGCACCCCUCUGGAGCGAUCGUCCAAUCGGAGCGGGCCGCGAUGAUGUCAUCGGAGGAAGACCCCGAUAUGAGUCUGCUGGAGGACAACAAAGGGAGAGCCUCGAAGACGAAGCGAGUGCGACAGCGGGUGGAUGCCGGAGAACCGAGGAACAGCUACGCGAGCAUCCCCAACUUCAGCUCCCGGCCCCAGCAGGGAUCGGCGACCCCGCUAUACCACCACCCGCACUCGAACGGAUUCAACGCGACCAAGAUGCUCUGCGACCUCCUCGGCACGUCGGGAUUGAGGAACAGCAUCGGACAGGCCAAGGCGGACCAGGACAUGAUGGUGCUGGACCCGGAGCGGAACAGCGCCGGAGGAGUCAACGGAUCGAGUCCCCUCAGUCGGAUGUUUGUGAACGGAGGAGAGUUGCUCUACGGACGGGGCCCCCUGGUUCCGCCGGACAGUCCGGAGCGGUGCAGCAGCGCCGAGAGCAGCAACAGCCACCUCUUGCGGGACAUUCUGCAGCAGGGGAGGCAGGCCGGCAAGGGAAGGGGGGCGGAGACUUCCGGCGGUCACGGUCGGGAGAGCCCGAACUGCUCCGGAAGCGGGCCGCCCGAGAAACUCGACGACGAAGACUCGAACGAGAGCACCGGCCAGUGCAGGAUGUCUGCCGCCACUGCAGCUCGAGAGUCUCCCGCCACGUGCGCCAGAAGCCCCUGCGGUUCCUCGCGCGGUAGCAGUCCCAGGAACCCGUCGUCUGCCGAGGCCGCCUGGAACAACGCGUCGGAGGCCAACCUGCCCAGCAACCCCCCUUCCUCGUCCCUGGAGGUGAAGAGGGCCCGAGUCGAGACGAUCGUCAGCAACAUGCUGCAGGGGCCCGUGCCCGGACGCAACAACGGAGCGGGAUCGGGGCUCGGCGAGCCGCAGCCCCCGGUCAACGGAUGCAAGAAGAGAAAGCUAUAUCAGCCCCAGCAGCACGAGUCGACUAACCGUGCUCCCCUGAAUGGUGAUAGUGAAGCCUACGAUGAUUACGACGAGUUCGAAGGACCUGAUGGAAGUCCGCUAUCCAAGCGGAGAUCGAAUAACAACCCAGGACUGUUUACGUUUCGCCAACAGUUACGGCAGAUGCAGCAACAGUUGGUUGCUAUGCAACAGCAAUAUAUGGAGAUGUUGGAUGGGGACAGCACGGACGAAGAGAUGCCCCCCAUGUCUGCCCCUACCUCUAAUAAUCCUAACGCCAGUGAUAGACCGAGAAGUACCGAGAUUUCUGAUUGUGAGGACAUGAAACCUCGUAUUGAUUCUAAGCCCCUCGGAAACAACAAAUCUCGUCCACCCUCGUUUGUUGACUACGACAACGCGAGUAUGUACGACGAACAGCGACGACUCAUUAUCGAUGAUUCGAAAGAACCGACUGUACCGCCACAUGCGGAGAAUCCCCAGAAACCAGGACUACAAGAGUUACGUCAGUCUUGUAUCGUGCAGCCAUCGCCCUGCCCUAGCUUGGACUAUGAGUGGCUGGCAGAAUCUCUUAAAGCUGAACUUUCAACUUCUCUAUCUCAAGUGGUAGACGCUGUGGUUUCGCGUUGCGUUCAGAGGAAGAACAACUUGUCGAAAUCCGUGCCUCCCCAGGAAAAUGAUAUGCCGAAGGAUCCGACCCUUCUGUCGCAAAUGCUAGACCGAAAGUCACCAAGAACUGGAAAAGUGAUUGACCGAGGCACCCGUGUCAACGGUCAUGGUUUAUGCGGUCUAAGAACAAGUCCCUACCCCCCAGACAUAGCGACCGCCCCUAAGCCGCCCUUUUUCUUUCCUCUGAAACCUCCGACCAGCGUCGCAGCCACUGCCGCCUUCCUCUACGGCUCCACGCCCCAGUUGCCAUCUCUGACUCUGUCCCAGCCCUACGUUUCUUCACCUGCUAGUUCCACGCCGACACCUCAAGACGUGACAGAACAAACGGAACCAAUGUCCCUCGUCGUCACCCCAAAGAAGAAACGCCAUAAGGUCACGGACAGUCGCCUGAACCAGCGCGGUCAGUUAUGCGGCCUUCGAUCUUCGGAAUCCUCCCAAGACGUGAGCCCCAAAUAUUCCAACAUCCUGAGCGGCAUGGCCCCCCAGGAACCACUGCCACCCAACCAUCUCUACCCUCAUCACCCUCCCCCGCCUCCCCUAGUGCCCGUCAGCUUGCCGACGACAGUGGCCAUCCCAAACCCGAGCCUUAAUCAAUCAGAACUCUUCCACAACUUCAGCUACGACCACCACAGACUCUCGCAAAGCUUCCUAGAGCCACCCGAAGACGACGGCCCACCAGUGGGCCCCCUGCAUCAUUCGGGCCCCAUUCAUCCGCUGCUUCCAUUUCAUGGACACCAAAGAGGAUCUCCAGACUCCUUGCAUCUCUCCCACAUGAAACAAGACAGCGGUGACAUGUCGGACAAUGGAGAUAGCCCAGCUGCCUACGACCCGGCAAUGGCUAUGAUAUCCUUUCUACCUUCGAUGCACACCAGCACUCUGACGCCGAUGCAUCUACGGAAGGCGAAGCUGAUGUUCUUCUACGCCCGCUACCCCAGCUCGGCCGUCCUCAAGAUGUACUUCCCCGACAUCAAGUUCAACAAGAACAACACCGCCCAACUCGUCAAGUGGUUCUCCAACUUCAGGGAAUUCUUCUACAUUCAAAUGGAGAAAUACGCCCGCCAAGCUAUGAGUGAAGGUAUCAAAAGUUCCGACGAUCUGAAAGUCAAUCCAGAUUCAGAGCUGUUACGAGUCCUUAAUCUUCAUUACAAUAGAAACAAUCAUAUUGAGGCUCCAGAAAAUUUCCGGUACGUGGUGGAAAACACGCUGCGCGAGUUUUUCAAAGCCUUGGUAGCUGGCAAAGACUCCGAGCAGUCUUGGAAGAAAUCCAUCUACAAGAUCAUCGCUCGGAUGGAUGACAACGUCCCCGAAUACUUCAAGUCACCGAACUUCCUAGAGACGUUGGAGUGA